Messenger RNA from Aspergillus clavatus NRRL 1, 630 nucleotides. RefSeq names its product zinc finger CCCH domain-containing RNA-binding protein. NCBI's taxonomy places the organism in Eukaryota, Fungi, Ascomycota, Eurotiomycetes, Eurotiales, Aspergillaceae. The record is from RefSeq and is a predicted model, not a curated record. The coding region runs from base 1 to 630 and encodes 209 amino acids. Gene Ontology annotation, biological process: mRNA splicing, via spliceosome. The transcript is spliced from 2 exons. Gene Ontology annotation, molecular function: pre-mRNA 3'-splice site binding; metal ion binding. Gene Ontology annotation, cellular component: U2AF complex; spliceosomal complex.
AUGGCCAAUUAUCUCGCCUCCAUUUUCGGUACAGAGCAGGACAAAGUCAAUUGCUCCUUCUACUACAAGAUUGGCGCCUGCAGACACGGCGAUAGAUGCUCUCGCAAGCAUGUCAAGCCGUCAUAUUCCCAAACAAUCCUCAUGCCAAACAUGUACCAAAACCCUGCCUACGAUCCGAAGAGCAAGAUGAACCCGAGCCAGCUGCAAAACCACUUCGACGCAUUCUACGAGGAUGUCUGGUGCGAGAUGUGCAAGUACGGCGAGCUGGAGGAGUUGGUUGUCUGCGACAACAACAAUGAUCACCUCAUCGGCAAUGUCUACGCGCGAUUCAAAUAUGAAGAAGAUGCACAGGCGGCGUGUGAUGCGCUCAACUCGCGCUGGUAUGCCGCGCGACCGAUAUAUUGCGAACUGUCACCAGUGACGGAUUUCCGAGAAGCAUGCUGUCGGUUAAAUAGCGGGGAAGGCUGUGUACGAGGCGGAUUCUGCAAUUUCAUCCAUCGCAAAGAUCCCAGUGCCGAGCUUGACCGUGAGCUGCGCCUGAGCACGAAGAAAUGGCUCAAGGAACGGGGCAGGGAUGCUAGGAGUGUUAGCCGGAGUCCUAGCCCAGAGCCGACACGGCGGAGAUUCUGA